This is a messenger RNA of Uloborus diversus, 1850 nucleotides long. Its product is annotated as tropomyosin-like. The transcript has 10 exons. Gene Ontology annotation, molecular function: actin filament binding. Gene Ontology annotation, cellular component: actin filament. The record is from RefSeq and is a predicted model, not a curated record. Bases 263 to 1117 code for a protein of 284 amino acids. Lineage: Eukaryota; Metazoa; Arthropoda; Arachnida; Araneae; Uloboridae. Gene Ontology annotation, biological process: actin filament organization; muscle contraction.
CCGUAUGUAUAUGCUCGGCGGAUUCGACCAAUAGCAGGAGAGAGUGCGGUUUUAAAUGUUCUGCUUGUUUCUCAGCUGUUUCAUCUGUGACACACAUAAAGCUGUGUGAAGUGAAUAGCGGCAGACGAUUAAUAGCGAGCAGGGAGUGUGUUUUAUUUCCGAGCGGAAUUUAUUCUAGUCUGGUCAUUUUUCGGAGAGUGCGUUCGUUGAUCGGGGUUUUGUUUUUAUUUCGUUUUCUCGGUGCUUCAUUAGUAAUUCCAAAAUGGAAGCUAUUAAGAAAAAAAUGCAAGCUAUGAAGUUGGAAAAGGAAAACGCCGUGGAUAGAGCGGAAACGGCUGAACAAGCUGCCAGGGAAGCUAAUAUUCGAGCUGAAAAGGCAGAAGAAGAAAUUCGAGCUCUGCAAAAGAUGAUCAAAAAUGUAGAAAAUGACUUAGACAGAGUUCAAGAAGACUUUCUACAGAGUAACACAAGACUAGAAGAAAAGGAUAAAAUCGUUCAAAAUGCUGAAAGCGAAGUAGCUGCACUAAAUAGGCGAAUUCAAUUGCUGGAAGAAGACUUAGAACGCUCAGAAGAAAGAUUGAAAAUUGCUACUCAGAAAUUAGAAGAAGCAUCUCAAGCUGCAGAUGAAAGUGAACGUAUUCGCAAAGCUUUGGAAAAUCGCACAAAUAUGGAAGACGACAGAAUAUCUCUCCUUGAAACUCAGUUAGGGCAGGCAAGAUUGAUUGCUGAAGAAUCUGAUAAAAAAUAUGAAGAGAUGGCACGUAGAAUUGCAAUGCUGGAAGCAGAUUUAGAAAGAGCCGAAGAACGUGCUUCUAUGGGUGAAAGUAAAAUUGUAGAAUUAGAAGAAGAGUUAAGUGUUGUUAGCAAUAACGUGAAAUCACUUGAAGUAUGUGAAGAAAAAGCUCUGCAAAAGGAAGAGGCUUAUGAUAUUACUGUUCGCCAAUUAUCUCAAAGGCUUCAAGAGGCUGAAGCUCGGGCAGAAUUUGCGGAACGAUCAGUACAGAAGCUUCAAAAAGAAGUUGAUAGAUUGGAAGAUGAAAUAUUAGCUGAACGAGAGAAGAAUCACCUGUUACAAGAGGAAGUGGAAAGCACGCUAAAGGAUAUCCAAUCUAUGUGAGAUCCAUUUUGCCUGGCCAACUCUAUUUCAUUUUGCAAGAUGAGACCUGAUCAUGAGCGAAACUUAUGAGCUGCCACAAGUGACAGAUUUUGCAGAUCUUACAUGAUGUUAUAUUGCCAAGAAAUGUUUUGCCUUUUUCUGUUUAAAAAAAAUCAUGUUCUUUCCUUUAGUAAUUGAAACUGAUCCUGCUUAGUUUUGUGAUAUUUUCUAUGUUUUUUAACUACUUUCAAACCUUAUUAAUCCUUUUGUAAUUUGACAUUUUUUGUGUACUAUUGUUAUGAAUGUUGCAUCUUUUGUAAGAAAAAGAAAAUGCUUUUUUUAAACUCCGAACGAAUUAUGUUUGAAAAUGUCUCCCUUUUUGCUAAGACAGUUUUAUGGACUUGGAACUUAUGUACAUUUGUUGGUGAUGGAAUUUCGUGCGUGUUGGGAUGAAUUUUUCUGGUCUUUACAUUAACUUUGAUGUUUUUUAUUAUGUUGUUCAAGCAUUAGAGAAUUAAUCAUCAGAAGAAUGAAUGAAGCAUUUGAAACCAAUCAAUCAUCUUAUUGCACAUUUUUAAAACUAUGUUCUAACUUUACACCAGCCUAAGAGGUUGAUUUAAUUGCGAUGCCAGUCUUGCUUGAAUGAAGGUUGUGCAGUGUCUAUGGCUACAAACAUGCUACUUCAAUGAUGAUGCUAAGAUGCAUAUUGUAUUCAAUUGGCUGCCAAUAAAACCUAUGUAGAUUCUUUUGCUUA